GACCGAAGCUCGCAUCAGUCCGGCCCGGUGCGUUGCCUUGCGAACACGCCACAAGCCACAAGCCACAACUCCUCAGUACUUACACAUUAGAAAAGAAUCCUAAACAAUAUGAGGGAAUGCAUCUCAGUUCACAUCGGCCAAGCCGGAGUUCAGAUCGGUAACGCCUGCUGGGAGCUGUACUGCCUCGAGCAUGGUAUCCAGCCAGACGGACAGAUGCCCUCGGACAAGACCCUCGGCGGCGGAGACGACUCCUUCAACACCUUCUUCAGUGAGACCGGCGCCGGCAAGCACGUGCCGAGAGCCGUGUUCGUCGACCUCGAGCCUACAGUCGUUGAUGAAGUCCGCACUGGCACCUACCGCCAGCUGUUCCAUCCUGAACAACUGAUCACUGGCAAGGAAGACGCCGCCAACAACUACGCCAGAGGUCACUACACCAUCGGCAAGGAGAUCGUCGACGUCGUUCUUGACAGACUGAGGAAACUCGCUGACCAAUGUACUGGACUACAGGGUUUCUUGGUGUUCCACUCCUUCGGCGGCGGCACCGGUUCAGGGUUCACGUCUCUACUCAUGGAACGUCUGUCAGUGGACUACGGCAAGAAGUCCAAGCUAGAGUUCUCCAUCUACCCCGCGCCCCAGGUAUCGACGGCGGUGGUCGAGCCCUACAAUUCGAUCCUGACCACUCACACAACCCUGGAACACUCGGACUGCGCCUUCAUGGUGGACAACGAGGCUAUCUACGACAUCUGUCGCAGGAACCUCGACAUCGAGCGCCCGACCUACACCAACCUGAACAGGUUGAUCGGCCAGAUAGUAUCCUCGAUCACGGCAUCCCUUCGUUUCGACGGCGCCCUGAACGUGGACCUGACGGAGUUCCAAACGAAUUUGGUUCCGUACCCCCGCAUCCACUUCCCGCUGGCGACGUACGCGCCCGUCAUCUCCGCAGAGAAGGCUUACCACGAACAGCUCACUGUAGCUGAGAUCACCAACGCUUGCUUUGAACCAGCCAACCAGAUGGUGAAAUGCGAUCCGAGACACGGCAAGUACAUGGCUUGCUGCAUGUUGUAUAGAGGGGAUGUGGUACCGAAGGAUGUAAACGCAGCCAUCGCCACUAUUAAGACUAAGAGGACUAUUCAGUUCGUUGACUGGUGUCCAACAGGAUUCAAGGUUGGUAUCAACUACCAGCCACCGACGGUCGUCCCAGGAGGUGAUCUGGCGAAGGUACAAAGAGCCGUGUGCAUGUUGUCCAAUACUACCGCCAUCGCCGAAGCUUGGGCCAGAUUGGACCACAAGUUUGACCUGAUGUACGCCAAGCGCGCUUUCGUGCAUUGGUACGUGGGUGAGGGUAUGGAGGAGGGAGAGUUCUCUGAGGCCAGAGAGGACUUGGCGGCCUUGGAGAAAGACUACGAGGAGGUCGGAGUCGACUCCACCGAGGGCGAGCUCGAUGAAGAUAACGAAUAUUAAACUCAGCAAACUGCUUUAUUCCUACCAUCGUGUCAGUGUUGCUAGCCCUAAUAAUAACAUUUGGUAGUAUUCUUUAAUAUAGAAUAUUCAAUAAUAUUUUUUUUAUUUUAUAAUCAGCGGUAAGAGGCGUGUGCAUGCUUACUAACAGUACAAACUUUUGAAAUAUGAUUUCAACGAGAAAUGUAAAGUUUGUGAGACUGUAACAGUGAUGGAUAAUUUGCAUUUAUUAAUUAAACAAAUACUUAUAUAGAUAUUGGAUUUAAGAAUAUUAAUAUUUUCAUUAUUUUAUAAGCUAAAUUUUAUAUGAUAAGUGCUUCUAACGAGGAUGUAUGACCGAUUAUUUAUUUGAAUGCACAAUAAACAAUUUUACACAAAAAAAAAACCUCGUUUAUUUCCUUGAUACAGACAUGUAGGAACACGGAACAAUCGAUAACAAUGUGUAGAACAUUAUAGAAAAACAUUCACAGCGAGAGAAGAUAAAACAAAACUAGACAAGAUACGGUUCAAUGUCGAACAAAUA
This is a messenger RNA of Danaus plexippus (monarch butterfly), 1981 nucleotides long. It is a transcript of the gene Tua2, whose product is annotated as tubulin alpha-1A chain. Bases 109 to 1461 code for a protein of 450 amino acids. NCBI's taxonomy places the organism in Eukaryota, Metazoa, Arthropoda, Insecta, Lepidoptera, Nymphalidae. The transcript has 10 exons. Gene Ontology annotation, cellular component: microtubule; cytoplasm. The record is from RefSeq and is a predicted model, not a curated record. Gene Ontology annotation, biological process: microtubule cytoskeleton organization; mitotic cell cycle. Gene Ontology annotation, molecular function: GTP binding; structural constituent of cytoskeleton.